Molecule: messenger RNA, 1550 nt
Organism: Panicum hallii
Lineage: Eukaryota; Viridiplantae; Streptophyta; Magnoliopsida; Poales; Poaceae
Product: alpha-amylase isozyme 3B-like
Biological process (GO): carbohydrate metabolic process
Molecular function (GO): calcium ion binding; alpha-amylase activity
Source: RefSeq, a predicted model, not a curated record
CUUGGGAUCCCAGCUGGUCCAAUCCCAGGUCCUCUUCCAGGUAUGCAUCCUCUGACCUCUCUUCCAGCUACUCUGCUGCGUGCUGGUACUUGCGCCAUCAUGUGCUUGAAGCAGAGCUCCGAACUCGAAUGAUGUUGAUGCAGGGGUUCAACUGGGAAUCGUGGAAGAAGCAGGGCGGGUGGUACAACUACCUCCGGGGCCGGGUGGACGACAUCGCGGCGACGGGGGCCACGCACGUCUGGCUCCCGCCGCCGUCGCACUCGGUGGCGCCGCAGGGGUACAUGCCGGGCCGCCUCUACGACCUGGACGCGUCCAAGUACGGCACCCACGCCGAGCUCAAGUCGCUCAUCGCCGCGUUCCACGCCAAGGGCGUCCAGUGCGUCGCCGACAUCGUCAUCAACCACCGCUGCGCCGACUACAAGGACAGCCGGGGCAUCUACUGCAUCUUCGAGGGAGGCACGCCCGACGGCCGCCUCGACUGGGGGCCCGACAUGAUCUGCAGCGACGACACGCAGUACUCCAACGGCCACGGCCACCGUGACACCGGUGCGGACUUCGGCGCCGCGCCCGACAUCGACCACCUCAACCCGCGCGUCCAGCAGGAGCUCUCCGACUGGCUCAACUGGCUCAAGUCCGACCUCGGCUUCGACGGCUGGCGCCUCGACUUCGCCAAGGGCUACUCCGCCGAAGUCGCCAGGGUGUACGUCGACAACACCGCGCCCACCUUCGUGGUCGCCGAGAUAUGGAGCUCCCUGCAGUACGACGGCAAUGGCGAGCCAUCCAACAACCAGGAUAGAGAUCGGCAGGAGCUGGUGAACUGGGCCCAGGCCGUGGGCGCUCCCGCCGCGGCAUUCGACUUCACCACCAAGGGCGUGCUGCAGGCGGCCGUCCAGGGCGAGCUGUGGCGGAUGAAGGACGGCAACGGCAAGGCUCCUGGCAUGAUCGGUUGGCUGCCGGAGAAGGCAGUCACUUUCGUCGACAAUCACGACACCGGCUCCACCCAAAACUCGUGGCCAUUCCCCGACAAGGUCAUGCAAGGCUACGCUUACAUCCUCACGCACCCAGGAACUCCCUGCAUCUUCUACGACCACGUUUUCGAUUGGAACCUGAAGCAGGAGAUCAGCGUCCUAUCAGCAGUGAGGUCAAGAAACGGGAUCCACCCCGGGAGCAAGCUGGACAUCCUCGCCGCUGAUGGGGAUCUCUACGUCGCCAAGAUCGACGACAAGGUUAUCGUGAAGAUCGGGUCGCGGUACGAUGUCGGCAACAUGAUCCCCUCAGACUUCCACCCUGUUGCCCAUGGCAACAACUACUGCGUUUGGGAGAAGUCUGGUCUGAGAGUUCCAGCGGGGCGACACCACUAAACCCGGCCUAACCUCUAAAGACAUUUAUUUUUUUCAGGUCUAUUUGAGCCUGGAAAAGAAUUUUAUUUGAGACUAAAUAACCUGAAUAUCAUUGCACUAAGCUUCUUUCAGCAAUUAAUGAAAGAAGAUUAUUGCGUUCUGAUGUAUUCUGUUGACAUGGGAAAUUUGUAACCUCUUGAAAGUUGAAAU